AUUUUCGGUGUGAAGGCGGCGGAUGUUUUUAUCUGGGAUUUUAUUUGGCCUUUUUGCGGUGGAAAACGAUUUCAAAAGUCGGUCGAAGUAGUGUCGAACGGUACCGUGGCAGGUGCGCUUCCGGGAAACGGUAUUUACCACGCGCGGAAUGUGUUAUCCGGUGAAUAAAGUUGAAUUUUCCUGCACGCUGUUGGCGGACGUCAUGUCCCGCUAGCUUUUUCCUUUGCUGGGGCUGGUGGCUGUGGAAAUGAAAAUAAGAAGAACAGGGAGAAGCUGAGUCUCUCCAGCAACAACCCGCGUGUGGAAGGAAGAAAAGCGGAGAAAGAAACCUGGUCCGACUGGCAUCAGCAGCAUCCGAGUCUUCUUCUCCCGUCUCUCUUUUGAGUGUGUGCCGUGUGGAUUAGGUGGAUUAUCGUCAUCAACAACUACUUGCUGCAGCAAAACAAUCAUCGCUGAGCGGAUGCUGGAGACUUGUCCCAUCCACAAUCUAUUCCCCGAACAUCGCCAUCAGUGAAAUUUCGCAGAAGCCAUUCCGUUGUAGUUGUUGUUCCGUUGAUUAAAAUGUCCUCGUGUUCUCGUUGAGCGAGAAACGAUGCGGUACCCGAGCAUAGAAUAUUGUUUCGCACCGAACGAAUAGAUAAGAGGAUUCCGCGGGCGCUUAGAAGUGACGGACGACGCCAGACCGCUCAGUGAAUUUCCAAGCGAGAGUGAGCUGAUUUACCUACCACCUUCAUUACAGUUGCAGUGAUUUGAGUGGCAGUUAUUCGUGAUUCGGUGGUCUGGUGAUGGCAGCGAAUGAUUUCAGACACAUUCACGUGCCCUGUUUGCGACGAAGAAAUGUCCUAAACUAGCAAGAAUGGGCAUUGGUGUGGUACUUUCGGUCAUUGGUGCAUAAUUCUAGUGCAACAAAAUUUAAACUAAAAGAGAAGAGGCAAAAAAAAAACAAAACAAAAACUACAAAAAGUCAGGGGCCCAAAUCAUCGGAGAAGAAUAAUCCUAAAAUCAAACGACAGUGACAUCUCUUCGAAUCAUAUGAGAAACCUGUUUGUUAUCAAUCAGUGAAAUUUGCUCGCGUCUGGGAAUGUAUGUGGGCGCUCUCUGAAUAAAAAAACGCCACCACAACUGAGUGUUCUGUAGUGAAAGCUAUCUUGUUGCGCUAGUCUGGACAAGAUUUAAUAAUUAAGUCACGGUGCCAGUGUGCUAUCAUUGGUUAUCUUCAACCAAAGCGAUUCAUCGUUGACUGUCUCAUCUAUUGAACGCGUUAAGUGAUUAUGAUUGUUGCCAAUCUGUGGUCGGCUAUGCAUCGACAGAAGUGAUUAGAUAAACAGAGACCGGAAUCGUGGAAUACUCGGAAGGAAAAUAAAUUCCAGACUGAAGACUGCAACUAAAAGUUAUCUACUGGAAAUUUUUGGACUGCUCGUUGACAACAAAACAACCCGAACGCGGUCUCUCGGAAUAGGACGCAUCACAUUUAUUGAAAAAUAAUAAUAGAACAUCAAAAUAUUACGCUCUGAAAGCGUAAAAUCACAGUUAAAAAUUCAACGUAAAAUAAUACAAUGGCCAACCUAACGGACGGAGAUCAGAGUUUCUGCGGCACCACCGGGGGGCAACAACAGUCCGGGGGAACCGGCACGGCGGCCAAUUCGACGGGCCCGGUAGGAACUUCAACACCGACGGCGCCAAUCGUAUCGCCCGGAACAACAACCGGUGUCGGUGGUCCGUCGUCGAUCGGUGGAGGAGGAGGUGCAGUGAGUAGCAGUGCAGGAAGUGGUGGCGUUUGGGCCGAGUUCUGCGAACGACAUGCCCGGGCAGCGUCUGCCGAUUUUGCCAAGUCCUGUGUACACUACGUUACCAACAAUCUGCCCGAAUCGGCACGACAAACCGUUUCGCAUCGGGAUUUUCUGCGCCGUUUCGUAGAUUGCUUUUCGGAACAUUUCGAGCAUGAUUUCCACCGGAGGAGAAUGCAGUGCAAGACUGGUAACGGCACAGCUAUGGUUCUGGAGGAAAGUGACUACUCCGAAGAUACGGACUCGCCAAAAACUAACCACAAACCAUUCUUCCGACGACUGUCGUUCAAAGGUCUGCGCAAGGGAAAGGUAAUCCAUGCCCUGUUCCACAAACAGCACUCGGAUGAGGUGGAGCUGUCCGGAAGCCGAUCGAGUAAAACCAAACUGGCCAAAAUAGUCGUCGAAUGUCGGAAGGAAGGUACGGUUAACUAUCUGACACCGGAGAGUCUCGAUCAGACCAGCAAUACGCACAAGUGGGAGAAAUGUAAGCUGGUGCUGGUCAAAACGGUGGGCGGGUAUAUGCUCGAAUUUUACUCGCCGCCCAAGUCACAGAAGGCAAACCAGAGGCAACCUAGGUUUGCUCUAACUGCUGUCAUCGUGCUCAUUUAUUGCUCUGGAGGCAACCUAGGUUCGCUCGAAAAACGGGCGGAGUCGCCCUGAGAAGAAAGUCAGUUUUGCGAGAAGUUCACCAAUACUCUCAACGUUGUUGCUGAAAGCAAAACAGUUAAAAAAAUAAUGAACGGGAAAAUGAUUAUUGCCGCGAUUUUGAACCUCUUAGCCAAGCAAAAUCGUACUAUCUGCUGUCCAGUGCAAUCCGGACACAAAAAAAGGCAAUACGGAUGUGAAGAACCGAGUGAAAAAAUCCAGAAGGGAGAACAAAAUGACAGCUGCAUGUAAACAUUGCGCUCGUUCUCACGCACACCUACGUAUGGAAUAACUCGAAACCCGAAAGUCGUUUUUUUAUUCGGACGGUUCCAGAGCCAAAUCCGGAAUCAAAAAAAA
This is a messenger RNA of Uranotaenia lowii, 2789 nucleotides long. RefSeq names its product SH2B adapter protein 2-like. Gene Ontology annotation, molecular function: transmembrane receptor protein tyrosine kinase adaptor activity. The transcript is spliced from 6 exons. Bases 1557 to 2447 code for a protein of 296 amino acids. Gene Ontology annotation, cellular component: plasma membrane. Lineage: Eukaryota; Metazoa; Arthropoda; Insecta; Diptera; Culicidae. The record is from RefSeq and is a predicted model, not a curated record. Gene Ontology annotation, biological process: intracellular signal transduction.